AUGAAGAAGUACUUGCCUUUACCUACAACCAUUGUAAUUCAUGUCAUUGAGAACUACAAGGAAGAGAUCAAAAACUCUGAAGCAGUGUUUGGUGCCAAAUGGGUUCACAAGAGAUGUGUCACCAAGAAGGACAAAGAGCAAUGUCUGCUUAGAUCUGGAGAAAAACAAGUAAGAGCUGACACUGCGAAAGACGGUAUCAAUGCCAAGACUAGAGACUUGCAAGAAAACCAGAUAUCCUGGGCUUUUGAAGAUUGCUACAGAAAGAGAGGCGCUAGAGUUUCUAUCCAGAGAAAUUUCAGAGAUUAUAUCCAAAAGGACUACCAACAAAACAGUCCUUGGAUGUGGGCAGAAUGGGACCUGAAGAAAAAAGAAGAGGAAGAAGAGAAAUAUAUUAACAAUAAUGUCUUAGUAUUAAUGGUGGCAUUAGAAGCACUAGGAUGCUACAGUGUUGCCUCCUUCACCACAGAAGAGCUUGUUUCCGAUGGUUUUGAGAAUGUGAAAGCAGUGUUCAACGGCUACAUGGAUGAUCCUCACAAGCAAAGAGAUCUUUCAAAUCUAGUCUUAGCCAUCUGA
Messenger RNA from Gilbertella persicaria, 573 nucleotides. RefSeq lists its product as uncharacterized. The record is from RefSeq and is a predicted model, not a curated record. Lineage: Eukaryota; Fungi; Mucoromycota; Mucoromycetes; Mucorales; Choanephoraceae. The coding region runs from base 1 to 573 and encodes 190 amino acids. The transcript is spliced from 3 exons.